Molecule: messenger RNA, 3072 nt
Organism: Bufo gargarizans (Asiatic toad)
Lineage: Eukaryota; Metazoa; Chordata; Amphibia; Anura; Bufonidae
Product: zinc finger protein OZF-like
Exons: 4
Coding region: 29-1516 (495 amino acids)
Biological process (GO): regulation of transcription by RNA polymerase II
Molecular function (GO): RNA polymerase II cis-regulatory region sequence-specific DNA binding; DNA-binding transcription factor activity, RNA polymerase II-specific
Source: RefSeq, a predicted model, not a curated record
AGGACACAAAGAUCUGUACAAGAACGUCAUGAUGGAGGAUCACCAGCCACCAAUUAAAGAAGAGAGAACAACUCCCAGUCCUCUAAUUCUACAGGAUGAGAGAUAUCCCAGUCCUCUUCUUCUACGGGAUGGUUCAGAAGAACAUCAAAGCAUUCCAUAUGAUCAUCAGAUAGAUGGAAAUAAGUUUUUAAAUCUGGGUAAAGAUCUGAACAAUAUUAAGGCUGAAGAUACAUAUGUGAGGGUGAUCAUAGAGGACAUUCCCACCGAUAACCACCCAGAUUACUGUACCAGGAGCUCAGAAAAACAUGUGAUGUUCUCAGAUUUUAGAACAGAUCAUUGUGGUUUUACAGAAGAUACACAUGAAGAGCAUGCCACUAUCUCGGAUGUAUCCUCAGCCUUUCACAGCAAAGAUCUAUUAUCUGAUCCUUUGGAUGGAUUUCAAUCUUCUGAUACAUCACAGACUGUUAAGCAAAAUAAAAGCCACAGAAGAAGUGUUCAUCAUCAAAGAAGUCAAACAGGGGAGAAUGCUCUUUCAUGCUUAGAAUGUGGGAAAUGUUUUAAAUCUAAAUCAGAUCUUAUUAGACAUCAGAGAACUCACACAGGGGAGAAGCCAUUUCCAUGUUCAGAAUGUGGAAAAUGUUUUAUUGAUAAAUCACAUCUUCGUAACCAUCAGCGAAUUCACACAGGGGAGAAGCCAUUUUCUUGUUUAGAAUGUGGAAAAUCUUACACACAGAAAUCAUGUCUUGUUAUACAUGAGAGAACUCACUCAAGGACUAAUACAUUUUCAUGUUCAGAAUGUGGGAAAUGUUUUCAGCAGAAAUCACAUCUUUUUAACCAUCAGCGAAUUCACACAGGGGAGAAGCCAUUUUCUUGUUUAGAAUGUGGGAAAUCUUACACACAGAAAUCAUGUCUUGUUAUACAUGAGAGAACUCACACAGGAGUGAAGCCAUUUUCUUGUUUAGAAUGUGGGAAAUGUUUUAUUGAUAAAUCAACUUUUGUUAAACAUCAGAGAACUCACACAGGGGAGAAGCCAUUUUCUUGUUUAGAAUGUGGGAAAUAUUUCAUAUAUAAAUCAAAUCUAGUUAUACAUCAGAGAACUCACACAGGGGAGAAGCCAUUUUCAUGUUCAGAAUGUGGGAAAUGUUUUCAGCAGAAAUCACAUCUUCUUAACCAUCAGAGAAUUCACACAGGGGCGAAGCCAUUUUCUUGUUUAGAAUGUGGGAAAUCUUUUACUGAUAAAUCAAGCCUUGUUAUACAUGAGAGAACUCACACAGGAGAGAAGCCAUUUUCUUGUUUAGAAUGUGGGAAAUCUUUCAUAAAUAAAUCAAAUCUAGUUGCACAUCAGAGAAUUCACACAGGGGAGAAGCCAUUUUCUUGUUUACAGUGUGGGAAAUCUUUUGCGCAGAAAUCCGAUCUUGUUAAACAUCAGAAAAUUCACACAGGAAAGAAGCAAUUCAGCCUAUCAAUCAAUGGGCCCAUUUUUAAUGGCCCCUUAGAUCGAAGUGCACCCAUCUAACGGCCAUUAAACACGAUAAUACGCUACUGCAAUAUGGCCUUUUGGGUUAAAAAAUCACUCACCUCAUCCAUUUGCUCACACAGGGGCUGUCUGCUCCUCUCUUGAUUGAAAAAGACCUGCUGAAGGACCUGCACUUAGCGUGAUGACUUCACCACAUGAUCAUGCUGGGAGAGCACGGUGACAUCAUCACAUUGAGCGUAAGUCCUUAGACAGGUCUUUUUUAGUUGAAUGGAGCGGACUGCCUCUACGCGAGCAAGUGCAUUAGAUGAGUAAAUUGUUUUUUCUAAGACAACUUCAGCCGCUAUUUUAGGAAAAAUGUUUCGUAAACAUGACGCCCAAGGAAAUUCGGCUUCAUUUAAAAUCAAAUUUUUCCUAAAAUUCUGACUGAAUUCCACUUUGGAUGGUUCGCUUCGCUGAACACUAGUGGUAAUCAUAUAGAAGAUCUUGUUAGACAUCCGAGAAUGCACACGGGGAGAAAUUAUUUUUAUGUUUUGAAUGUGGAAAAUGAAAUAGAAUUCAGUCAAGUCUUAUCACACAUCAGUGAAUUCACACAGGGCCAAAGCCACUGUCAUGUUCAGGAUGUCAUCUAUAAUUGCAUAGCAGAGAGCCUACAGAGAAAAAAAAUAAUUCUACCAUGGGAUUUUUUUACAUUUUGUCAACUUGCGUUACAAGUUGUAGUUUUUAUGGUGCCAUUUUGGGGUACACAUGACCUCCCAAUUAACUUUUUUUUAACUCUUUCUGGGAGAAAGAUGGGGAAAAACAUCAAAACUGUUUUUACACUAUAAAAUUUGCAGUGUUUAUUUUUUGGCUCAAAUUACGUAACUUUAUUCAUUAUUAGAAUAUUUUUUUUAAGUUUUAUUUUUAGAAUUUUUUUUAAGUUUUAUUACUGUUGCACAAUAAAACAAUUUUUUUUUAAAGUAGAAAAUGUUUUUUGCAUCGCCAAAUCCCAAGACACACAACUUUUAUUUAUUUAUUUUUCUUUCCAUGGAGCUGUAUGAAGGCUUGAUUUUUGCAGGAAAACUUGUAGUUUUCAUUGAUUUCCUUUUGGGGUACACAUUGACUUGAAUGGGCCUGCAGUCCGUAAAAUACGUCAAAAGAUAGGACAUGUCCUAUUUUUGCGGAGCUGAGUCACAGAUUGGAAGCCCAUGGAAACACUGAGAAGCUCGUCCAAGGACUUUGGGGUCUGUGCCUCUACAAGGUAAAAGAUUGGACAUGUCCAAUCUUCUAAAGUAUUUUGCAGAUCACAAACCCAUUUAACUCAAUGGGUCCGAACCGCCAUACGGACUUCACACGGCCGGUACCCAUGUUUUGAGGACCAAUAUUUGAAGUCCGCAACAGGGGCACGGCAACCAUGCGUUCAUCUGAAUGAGCCUUAAAAUCAGGACCUGAGCUCUAGAGUCCACUAAAUGUAUUGCACAUGCUCUCAGGUCCUGCGUGAAACAAAGUAAAUGACCCUGCGCUGUAAUCAGGUGAUCCGUCACAUGAUUUCCUUUAGUCUUUAUAUAACUGUGUCAAACAUGUUGUUACCAUUUGUUAAUAAAUAUCUGCAUUUUGGA